Molecule: messenger RNA, 522 nt
Organism: Varroa destructor (honeybee mite)
Lineage: Eukaryota; Metazoa; Arthropoda; Arachnida; Mesostigmata; Varroidae
Product: transcription factor HES-2-like
Molecular function (GO): protein dimerization activity
Source: RefSeq, a predicted model, not a curated record
AUGGAAUAUGAAUAUCCUCUUGAUCAAAAGACGGCUUAUGAUAAAGUCAUAGAAGCUAGGAAGGUGCUAAAGCCUCUUAUGGAAAAGAAGCGUCGUGCCCGUAUCAACCGGAGCCUCGGAGAGCUACGCAAGUUCCUUUUGGACUCUGGGAUUCGUGACAAGAAACUUGACCCAGAAGGGUCAUGUAAACGUGUUGAAAAAGCUGACAUCUUAGAGUUAACGGUGCGCUUCCUGCACGAGAAACACGUGGACUGCGGAGCAGGGCCUGAAACCAGCCGUCAAGAAUCAUCAUUGUACAUUUCAUCAUCACCUGAACCACCGUCACCUAUUUGUGAGGCCUUCCAAUUGCCUGAACAACGUCAAUGUGCGGAGAAAAAUACCAUCCCACCUAAUGGCUGUUUGGGGAAAAGGCGAAAAGUCCGUCACCGCAGAUCUGACUCCUCAGGAGAAGAAAGCGACGAAGACAGGAAGGAAGCCAUCCAAGUCGUUCCUGGUGCUGCCAACAUGUGGAGGCCCUGGUAA